AUAGGACAGCUGAGUCACCUGACACACACCGAAAUCCAAGAUGGCAGCGAAGGUGAUGAAAGCGGCCCGUUGUCCGACAGAUGAGCUGUCUCUGUCCAACUGUGCUGUUGUCAACGACAAGGAGUUUGAUGUGGAGAAGAUCAGACAUGUAGCAGUGAGGACUGGUCCUACAGACAAGUUUAUCUUUACUCUGAAGUCUCACAGCAGCGUUGUACCUGGUACCAUCGCCUUCAGUCUCAUACAGAGAAAAUGGGCCUCCUUGUCACUCAAUCAAGAAGUGGAAGUGACUCCCUACCGGUUCGACCCCAACACCCAGUACUUGAGUUCAGUCACCAUCAAUGUGGACUUUCUACAGAAGAAGGCGGCAAAUCAGGAUGCUUUUGACACGGACAAGAUGGCUGCCGAGUUUUUGAUGCAGUUUUCCAACAUGGCUCUCACAGUGAACCAAAUGAUGGUCUUCAGUUUUGCUGACAAGAAGCUGCUACAGCUAAUUGUUAAGGAUCAAGAAGCUGCUGAUCUGGCAGUGUUGAAGGGAGGACAGUCAUCUGGCAAGGCUAAGAAGAUCCAGACAGGCAUGUGCAUGUCCAACACUACAAUCAUCUUCGACAAGUCUCCAGACUCUCCUAUCAACCUGACUGGGAAGUCCAAGGGGAAGUCUGCUCGGCAGUCUAUCAUCAACCCAGACUGGGACUUCCAGAAGAUGGGCAUUGGUGGGCUGGACAGGGAAUUUUCUGACAUCUUCAGAAGAGCGUUUGCCUCCAGAGUGUUCCCUCCGGAGGUGGUGGAGGCCCUUGGUGGCAAACACGUGAAAGGCAUCCUCCUGUUUGGGCCGCCAGGUACUGGUAAGACCCUGAUGGCCCGAACCAUUGGUAAGAUGCUGAACGCCAGAGAACCAAAGAUUGUGAACGGUCCUGAGGUGCUGAACAAGUAUGUAGGAGAGUCAGAAGCUAACAUCAGACGACUAUUUGCCGAUGCAGAGGAGGAACAAAGACGGUGUGGACUGAACAGUGGCCUCCAUAUUGUCAUCUUUGACGAGAUUGACGCCAUCUGUAAGCAGAGAGGCAGCAUCUCGGGCAGUACCGGCGUACAUGACACAGUCGUGAACCAGCUGCUGUCCAAAAUAGACGGCGUGGAACAGCUGAAUAACAUCCUGCUCAUUGGUAUGACCAACAGACGAGACUUGAUUGACGAAGCCCUGCUUCGACCUGGUCGUCUGGAGGUGCAGAUGGAAAUCAAUCUACCGGAUGAGGCAGGAAGAAAGCAGAUCUUUGAGAUUUACGUGGCUAGGAUGCGGGACAAUGGGAAGCUUGCUCCCGACGUCGACAUCGAUGAACUGUCCAUCAUCAGUAAGAACUUCAGCGGUGCUGAGAUCGAGGGUCUGGUGCGGGCAGCACAGUCAACAGCCAUGAACAGACUCAUCAAGGCUUCUAAUAAGGUUGAAGUGGACCCAGAGGCAGCAGAGAAGGUCAUGGUCACUAAAAACGACUUCCUCAAUGCCCUAGAAAAUGAUAUCAAGCCGGCCUUUGGCCACCAAGCAGAGGUCUUUGAAAGCUACAUCCAGAAUGACAUCAUAUCUUGGGGCGACCCCGUGCACCGUGUGCUCGAUGACGGCAAGCUGCUGGUCGAGCAGACGAAAGUCAGCGAGAAAACACCGCUGGUCAGCGUACUGCUGGAAGGUCCAGCCAUGAGUGGUAAGACGGCGCUGGCUGCCAGGAUCGCAGAGUCUUCUGAGUUCCCCUUCAUCAAGAUCUGCUCACCAGAGAACAUGAUCGGCUUCAGCGAGAGCGCCAAGUGUCAGGCUAUCAAGAAGGUAUUUGAUGAUGCUUACAAGUCCCAACUCAGCUGUAUAGUGGUGGAUGACAUUGAAAGACUCAUAGACUACGUCCCGAUCGGACCUCGAUUCUCCAACUUGGUGCUGCAAGGGUUAAUUGUUCUGCUGAAGAAACCACCACCAAAGGGGCGGAAGUUGCUGAUUAUUGGCACCACAAGCCGACGGGAUGUUCUAGAGGAGAUGGAGAUGACAAACUCCUUCAACACCAACAUUCACGUUUCUAAUCUGUCCAAACCUGAGCAACUCAUGAAUGCUCUCGAGCUCCUUGAGUGUUUCUCCAAGAAAGAACUGGAUUCCAUUGCCAAAAAAGUUGAUGGGAAAAAACUCUGGGUCGGCAUUAAGAAGUUGCUGGUUCUGAUAGAGAUGGCGAGACAGACUGAUGAGGAGGUGCGGAUCCCGAAGUUCCUGUCUCUGCUGGAGGAGGAAGGAGGGUUGUCGAUGUCCUAUGUCUAGUGCAACUGGAAGGUGGCAGAAUAACAUAAUAUGCAACAACGCUUCAGCCAAUAAGUGUUUAACGAUAGCUUCUAGGUCAAUGUUAGCCACUACAGAUUGUCUCUGUUGACAUGUUUGUGAUUCAGUCAUGUAUGUUGUGGUAAUCAGAUUUAAAAAAUUUAGAUCUAACACUUUUCAAAUUCCUAAAACAAGGAUAACUCAAGUCCUGCGCUCACUAUAUGUUUAGCACAUGUAGUAGUAUGUUGCAAGUAAAAUACCCAAUGGUACUUUGUCAUUUGUGUUGGAGGCUUAUAACAAAUGAGCAACAUGAAAUUAAAGAAGCAUUUCUUUUUUAAGCAAUAAUUGGGAAGAAAAAUUGAGAUGAGCAAACUAUGCACAUGUUGCAGACAAAAUUUGCAUGAUUUCAGAUAACUAAUCAGGUAAACUAUUUAAGAACAAAAAUGUAUAGAUAUGUACUGCUCUUAGACUAGUGAAAUAUUUACAACGAGCUGUACAAUAAGAGAUUUUGAUGUGUGGGUUUAAAUGUGAUAUUUGUGACAUAAAGGUAACGUGAUGUCUAUGUGAUUUACCAAAUGUUACAUGUGGCAAAUAAGCAACUUAUAAAGCUAUCAUUCCUGUAGGUAGGUUAGACCCAGGUCACAUUGGUCAUGUGAUGGGUUCUGACAGGAAAUUGUGGGUGGGCUUGGGACACUCAAGGAUGAUACAAUAUCUUACAAAAUUCUGCUGUGGAAACGGUCAACAUUCUUACCAUUUCAAGUUCAGAGGUUACCUCAUGGCCAUGGGAGCUAGAAAAAACAUUUUGCUUUUCCAGUCCAAGCCAGAUUCUUGACAUUUUGGCAACCCACUUACCAACGUGUCAUUAUUGGACUCUCCUUAGCGUGUUUUCCUCCCUAAAAAACCUUAUUCUUGAUGAAAUUUGAAUUUGACACUGGCUCUGUAUUCUCCACAAAUUUGAUGAUUCAUUCAAAGCUAGUAAUAUUGGUAAAGGAAUUAUUAGCAAUAAUGACUGUCACAGUGCUGGUAAUGUUUCUUCCUGUCCGCACUGACUCAGUAUGUUGUUAGCUUAAGGAUAUGCCUCACACAGAGUAAACUACCUAGUUGAUGGUAGUUGAUGGUAGUUGAUUUGGUUUUUUUUCCUGGUCAGGAGAUAUAUACUUGUAUAUGGGACCAAGAGUCUUGCAAAUGCUGAAGAAUCUGUGUUGUAAAAGUCAUCUCAAUGUCGGACAUGUGUUUUAUUGCUAGAUGCAGAAUGAUGAUGAAAACCAAAUUAAAGAUAGAAAUCUAAACCAGA
Branchiostoma floridae (Florida lancelet) is the source of this 3575-nucleotide messenger RNA. RefSeq names its product vesicle-fusing ATPase-like. Gene Ontology annotation, molecular function: ATP binding; ATP hydrolysis activity. Gene Ontology annotation, biological process: SNARE complex disassembly; Golgi to plasma membrane protein transport; intra-Golgi vesicle-mediated transport. The coding region runs from base 41 to 2284 and encodes 747 amino acids. The record is from RefSeq and is a predicted model, not a curated record. NCBI's taxonomy places the organism in Eukaryota, Metazoa, Chordata, Leptocardii, Amphioxiformes, Branchiostomatidae. Gene Ontology annotation, cellular component: Golgi stack. The transcript has 26 exons.